Lolium rigidum is the source of this 708-nucleotide messenger RNA. RefSeq names its product agamous-like MADS-box protein AGL29. Lineage: Eukaryota; Viridiplantae; Streptophyta; Magnoliopsida; Poales; Poaceae. The coding region runs from base 1 to 708 and encodes 235 amino acids. Gene Ontology annotation, biological process: positive regulation of transcription by RNA polymerase II. The transcript has 2 exons. The record is from RefSeq and is a predicted model, not a curated record. Gene Ontology annotation, molecular function: protein dimerization activity; RNA polymerase II cis-regulatory region sequence-specific DNA binding; DNA-binding transcription factor activity, RNA polymerase II-specific.
AUGGUUAGUCAAUACCACGGGUUAAUUUGUAGCUUAAUUUUGCGAGGUCAUUGUAGCUUGCUAUUCAUCGUGAUAAGCUCCCUAGUUAAUCAUUUGAGUAUGCCUAGGCGGGAAACACGGUUGGGUAUAGUUUACAUCGAGAAUGACCAAGAGCGCCAGACCACCUUCUCCAAGAGGCGUAGUGGUCUGUACAAACGUGCCAGUGACCUCUAUGCCCUAACAGGCGCAAGGGUUGUUGUCACCCUAGAAAAGGACAACGGAAAGAUGUACUCAUUUGGGACGCCAUCAGCGGAUCCAAUUAUUGAUGCCUUCCUAUCAGAAGGUCCACCUAUCGAGCCAUUCAUCGAUGAGGUGACGAAUGCUAGGAUUGCAUCACUGCAGAGGGAGGUGGAUCGGUUGGAGACAAAUAAUGCGAGGGAGGAGAAGAGAGAAAAACUCUCCCUCCAAAAUAUCAAGGAAAUCAAAGAUGAGAACCCAGGUAUGAUAGCAAACUAUAUAUUUUCCAAGGAAGAAGAUCUCAGUCUUGAAGAUCUGAAAAGCCUCUUUAAUGAGCUCAUGCGGAUCAAAGUGGACAUUACAGAUCGAGCUGCUCUGUACGUGCCGGACAAUAUCCAGAGCGCGCUCUAUGACAUGUCGCUGACGCUCCUAGUGCGCUGCUGCGUUCCAUCACAAACGCUCGUACGACUAAGUGUCCAAGCUGGUUCUUAG